AUGCAGAUUGUUGGAGGACGAUGGAGAGUUAUUGGGAAGCUGGGCGAGGGUGGUAUGGGAGCUGUAUAUAAAGUGGAAGACAAAAAUCGCAAAAACUUUUUCGCCGCAAUGAAAGUCGAAGAUGAUUCAUAUGAAGGCGGCGUACUAAAAUUAGAAGUGUUCAUCCUCAAAAAGCUGCAGACAAUGAGGGAUACUGUAAAAUUGUAUGAUUCUGGAAAACGAGACAAAUAUUGUUUUAUGGUCAUGACUCUUUGUGGCAAAGAUUUAAUGACUCUCAAAAGAUUAUCAGCCAGGCCGUUUUCGGAGUCAACUACACUUCGUUUAGCUAUAAGCACUCUGUACGCCAUAAAACAGGUGCAUGAAAUUGGUUACGUCCAUCGUGAUAUCAAGCCAGGAAAUUGCAUGAUCGGCAAGUACGGAAGGGAUACUAGAAUGAUAUACUUGAUUGAUUUUGGUAUGGCCCGAUCUUUCGUUGCCAAGGAUUUAACUACUGGUCAGUUAGCUAUACGUAAACCUCGAGAAGGCGAACAGCUGUUUCGUGGUACACCUAGAUACUGCAGUUUAAAUACUCACCACAGAAAAGAGCAGGGACGGGUUGACGACCUUUGGUCAUGGCUCUACAUGCUCGUUGAACUUCAUGUCGGAUUACCAUGGAAUCGCCUUGUAGACGAAAAGGAAAUAUAUGCAAGAAAGUCACAGUGUACGCCGAAACAGUUAUUUCGGGUGAGAUUCGUUUAG
Messenger RNA from Cylicostephanus goldi, 738 nucleotides. NCBI's taxonomy places the organism in Eukaryota, Metazoa, Nematoda, Chromadorea, Rhabditida, Strongylidae. The record is from the annotation of a GenBank genome assembly.